Triticum aestivum (bread wheat) is the source of this 1407-nucleotide messenger RNA. RefSeq lists its product as uncharacterized. The transcript has 2 exons. Lineage: Eukaryota; Viridiplantae; Streptophyta; Magnoliopsida; Poales; Poaceae. The record is from RefSeq and is a predicted model, not a curated record. The coding region runs from base 188 to 1270 and encodes 360 amino acids. Gene Ontology annotation, molecular function: protein binding.
AGGCUUUGCGUAGGCUGAUGCUUGGUAAUAUGGCCCAAUCGGCCCAUGGUUUACCAUAUAAGAGGAGAAGAAAGGAGCGUCUCGUUCCAUUCCCCAAUCUCGCCGCCGCCGCCGCCGCCGCUUCGUCGAGUCCCGCUGCAGUUCGUCCGGAUCCGGAAGAAAGAAGAGGAGGAGCAAAUUCGGACAGAUGAAGGCACGGCAGUUGGUGAACGUGGUGAUGCGGAGGUACGGCAUGGGCAGCAGCCUCUAUGCGGUGAGCCGCAUCAAGCCCGAGGAGCAGCUCUUCUACCCAUCUACCAAGGAGGCGCAAGCAUCCAGCACGGGGGAGAUGGAGACCAUCUCCAUCUCCAGGAUGCCCGCGCCCAGCCUGAGGCUGGAGCUCUCCGUCUCCAAGGAGGACAAGAGGCUGGAUUUCCUGCCUUUCUACGAGCGCGGCAGCGGCGGGCACAGCAAGAUCCUCUGCGUGGACGCCGAGGGCCGCACCGUCCUGUACGACACCGACGCCGGCCUCCUCCACUCGAUGCCCUGCCUCGGCACCCCCAAGGGGCCCAACCCUGUCUCCUUCUCCAUCCUGGACAGGGAGCCCCGGGAUCCCGGGCGGGCGGACGCCUUGUACGUCAUGGGCAGGUGCUGCGACUACUUUGACUUCGAGGCCCUCAUGUAUUGCGACCCCUCCAGCGGCAGGAAAGGCUGGCGGUGGCAUCAGCUCCCGCCGCCGCCUGUGCCUCGCGCCGCCGCCUCCGCCGUCGGGUGCCACGCGCUCAUCCACGACGAAGGCGACCCCAUCCUCGUCGUCUCGUCCGCCAAGACGAGCGGCGUUGGCACCCACUGCUUCAACACGUCCACCAAUAGGUGGUUCAAGGCUGGACGCUGGACGCUGCCUCUCGUCGGCCGCGCCGAGCGUGUUAGCGAGCUCGACAACCUCUGGUUUGGCAUCGGCGGCGGCUGGCCCUACGACCUGUGCGCGAUGGACCUCUACUCCCUCCGCGCCGCCGGCGCCGAGGCUCCGGGGCUGGCGUACAGCUGGGGAGACCUUAGCCUGCCGGACGACUGGGUGAUGAUGGACUGCAGCAUGGUGUACCUGGGCGGCGGCAAGUUCUGCGUCGCGAAAAUCUUUGAGUUCUGCGUCGGCGAUGACCGAUUGGGGAUGGGUGCUGUCAUCUCUGGCUUGGAGGUGGUGCGCCGCGGCGAGCCAUCCAAACUCGUGAUGGUCAAGCACAAGUCCAAGUUCUACAAGUUUACCAGGGAUGAGAUCGAGUGUAUCCUCUAGAACAAUGCUAAGUAGUACUAGCAGGGGAGCAAACAAUUUCUAGACGAGUGCUAUGUGAUGUGAGGAUUGACUAGUUUCUUGUACAGCAGCACUUGUGUGCGAUUUGAUUUGGUUGUAAUGUAAAUUUCCUCCUGCUC